AUGUCAAAUGAUGCAAUGGACGGAAUGGCGAAACAGCUAUUGAAGGCUCUGAGGGCGUGUUCGACAGCCACCUUCCCCCCUCCCCUGGGGGAACAGGAGGAGCACUUACAUACCGACAGCCUUUCAGUAUCAGCAAAUCAGCUAUUUGUCCAGGACCUCAAGGAAGAUCCCAGAGCCUUGCUUGUAUGGCAAUUGGGGCUGUGGGCCACUGCACUGAACAUCCAAGGAGCUGGAGGGUGUGGCUGGCCCUAUAAAUGCUGGCCGCUGAAAAGGCAUCUCAAGAAGCUGGCGGUUGCACUUAAAAAUAUAUCCGUACCGUGUACCAGCUACUACAGCCCCACAGUAACCUGA
Messenger RNA from Volvox carteri f. nagariensis, 351 nucleotides. RefSeq lists its product as uncharacterized. The coding region runs from base 1 to 351 and encodes 116 amino acids. The record is from RefSeq and is a predicted model, not a curated record. Lineage: Eukaryota; Viridiplantae; Chlorophyta; Chlorophyceae; Chlamydomonadales; Volvocaceae. The transcript is spliced from 3 exons.